GAGGGCCGGCGGCGCGGCGGGCGGCGCGGGCCGGGCCGCGGCGGCCGCACUACAAGUCCCGUGAGGCGGCGCGGCGCGGGCCGGGCCGGCUCCCUGCGCGGCGGGUGAGGCUGCGUCCGCGGCGAGGCCAGGCGAGGCGAUGCCGGCGGCGGGCUCGGAGGGGGAGGAGGGCCCGGCGGGGGCCGGCGGCGGCACCCCCAAGCUGUGCGGGUACCUGCAGAAGCUGUCGGGCAAGGGGCCCCUGCGCGGUUUCCGCAGCCGCUGGUUCGUCUUCGACCCCCGCCGCUGCUACCUCUACUACUUCAAGGGGCCGCAGGAGGCGCUGCCCCUCGGGCGCAUCGACAUCGCCUCCGCCUGCUUCAGCUACCAUCAGCCCGAGGCCGCCGCCGCCGCCGCCGCGGGGGACGAGGGCGCCGCCUUCGAGGUGCACAGCCCCAACGGCGCCGUCGCCGUGCUCAAGGCUGCAACUCGUCAGGAUAUGACAUACUGGCUUCAGGAACUUCAACAGAAGAGGUGGGAAUAUUGUAACAACCUUGACGCAGCAAAAAGGGACAGCCGAACUUCCCCAACACCAAGUGACUUUUCCAAAGGUCUUGUUGCCAAAGACAACCCUGAUUUGAGUAUCCUAAGUCAAAAUGCUUCAGCAGAGAGAGCUAGAAAUAUUCUAGCUGUGGAGACUUCUCCUACAGACCUGGUGGGGGAACAAGCAGCUUCCCAACCUGCACCAGUCCAACCAAGUGCCAUCAAUUUCUCGCUUAAACAAUGGAGUACCGAAAUCAAAAAUUCAAUGUCCUCUUUAAGAAAAGGAAAUAACGAAAACCGUAAGAGCAUAUUUUAUACCACCGAAGAGUGGGAAUUGCUGGAUCCAACCCCAAAAGACUUGGAGGACUCGAUGGCACUGGAAGAAAAGAGGAAACACUUGGCAGAAGGAAGUAAAGGACUGACUAGUUCAGCUUUUCCAUUCGAUUUUGGCCGCAUUCCACACAAAACAAGGCGUCCAUUAAAAGACAUGAUUGGAUCAAGCAAAAACCGGAACAGCAGUGACUCUUCUCCAACUGAGUGGUAUGCUGGUAAUGGCAACAAACUAGUCUCUGAACUGCAGCUGAAGUAUCAAAGCCAGCAAGAAGAGUUGGAAAAGCUGAAGAAAGAUCUUUUGAGCCAAAAGGAACUUGUGCGACUUCUGCAGCAAACAGUCCGAUCUUCCCAAUAUGAUAAAUAUUUUGCAAGCCGUCUUUGUGAGGGGGUUCCCAAAGAAAAGUUAGAGCUGUUGCACCAAAAAGAUGACCAGAUUUUGGGUCUCAACAACCAGCUUGAAAAGUUAAAUCUGGAAAAAGAUAGUCUCCAACAGGAAGUAAAGAAUCUGAAAUGUAAAGUUGGAGAACUCAAUGAGCAGCUGGGUAUGUUGAUGGAAACUAUUCAAGCUAAAGAUGAAGUGAUCAUGAAACUUUCUCGUCAACUCAGCGAAUGUGAGGACAAUACAUCCUCUCAAAGUGGAGCAGUAAAUUCUUCCAUGGCCACCUGUACUAAUAAGGAACUACAGGAACUGGACAGACUAAAAGACAAUCUUCAGGGUUAUAAGACCCAGAAUAAAUUUUUAAAUAAGGAGAUUUUGGAACUUUCUGCUCUACGAAGAAAUGCAGAAGCAAGAGAGAGAGAAUGGCAGGCAAAGUAUACUAGCUUGGAAGCCAAACUCUGUCAGAUAGAAAGUAAAUACUUGAUCUUGCUUCAAGAAAUGAAAACUCCUGUUUGUUCGGAGGAGCAGAGUCCUGCUCGUGAGGUUAUCACACAGUUACUGGAAGAUGCCUUGAAAGCAGAAACAAGUGAACAACCAGAACAAGCGUUUUUCAAACCACACCUGGUCAGUGAAUAUGAUAUAUAUGGUUUUCAGACGGUCCCAGAGGAUGAUGAUGAGGAAAAACUAGUAGCAAAAUCACGAGCUUUGGACCUGAGAUCGCUUUCUCUCAGUGAAAAUCGAGAGAUCUCCACAGGAGUAAAAUGGGAAAACUAUCUUGCAAGCACAAUGAAUAGAGAGAUGAUGCGCUGUAUAGAACUAAAGAAUCUUAUUCGAUCGGGAAUUCCACAUGAACAUCGUUCCAAGAUGUGGAAAUGGUGUGUCAAUCUGCAUGUUAAAAAAUUCAAGGACAGCACUGUUCCUGGGUACUUCCAAACCUUGCUUCAAAAUGCUCUGGAAAAACAAAAUCCUGCAUCUAAACAAAUUGAGUUGGAUCUCUUGAGAACUUUGCCAAACAACAAACAUUAUUCCUCCCCAACAUCUGAAGGGAUCCAGAAGCUGCGAAAUGUGCUGCUGGCAUUUUCAUGGAGAAAUCCUGAUAUAGGAUAUUGCCAAGGGCUCAACAGAUUGGUAGCGAUUGCACUUCUGUACUUGGAACAGGAAGAUGCUUUUUGGUGUCUAGUAACAAUAGUGGAAGUUUUCAUGCCUCGUGAUUAUUAUACUAAGACACUGCUAGGAUCUCAGGUUGAUCAGCGAGUAUUCAAGGAUUUAAUGAGUGAGAAGCUUCCACGACUGCAUGCUCAUUUUGAACAAUACAAAGUUGAUUAUACUCUUAUAACUUUCAACUGGUUUCUUGUGGUAUUUGUGGACAGUGUGGUUAGCGACAUCCUUUUUAAAAUCUGGGACUCCUUCCUAUAUGAGGGACCAAAGGUAAUAUUCCGAUUUGCCCUGGCACUUUUUAAAUACAAAGAAGAGGAGAUCUUAAAACUGCAAGAUUCAAUGUCCAUUUUCAAGUACCUUCGAUAUUUCACACGCACUAUACUUGAUGCUAGGAAACUGACUGGUAUUGCUUUUGGAGACCUGAAUCCUUUUCCAUUACGUCAGAUCAGGAACCGGAGGACCUAUCACCUGGAGAAAGUGCGUCUUGAACUAACUGAACUAGAAGCCAUUCGUGAGGAUUUCCUGCGUGAACGAGAGACGUGUGUAGAAAAAAGAGACCUUAUUAGUGAUGAUGAGGAGGAUAGUUGAAACUACUCAACAUAAACUUUUCUUUGGGAUCGUGACCAAAGUGAGUUAACCUCCAAAACACUUUAUUAAUCCUGUCAAACAGAAUGUAAACUAGUUGCUUUUGGAAAUAUGCAGGACAGAUUUCCAAACCCCAGCACUUUCAGAAAUAUUGCUUUGUAUGGAGGCCAAACACUUCUGUUUACAUUUAUGUUCAUGGAAUUGUAUGUAGAGCACUUAGUAUCUGUCUCAGUUUAGUCAAUCAGCUGAAUUGCCAGUUGUUUUCUUGCAGCGCACUGUUAGUGCCUGUAUGUGAAACAGUAGUAAGAGAAGUCCACGCUUUGUUUACUACAUUUACUGCCAUUCUACCUUUUUUGGAUGUAAUCAUGUUUUUUGUAGCGCACGUUCGAUGUAGGAGGACAUUGUAUUUUUUGGUUUCAGGUUAGUUCAAUAAAUGGCUUUCAUCAUGUUGUCCUUGAAUAAACUAGGCAUUCUUCAGGUCACAAACUAGAAAAGUAUGGAAUGAAGCACAGGAAGAACUUUUACAUUCUUUUGUCUUUUCCUGAAGUGACAUGAAAUGGAUCAUCAAACAGAACACUUGAAUAUAUGCACUUAAAGUAAAGGUAAAAUAAGUACCUAUUUGUCACUGAAUGUUCAGUGUAUACUGAAACAGUGAUAUCAAACAUCAUUUAUGCUUUUCUGGGCAGCUGUGUUGAUAAAGAUUCUUGUUAAUGCAAAGUGCUUUAUAGAUUAAAUUCUGUUUAGUCAAUUUUAUUUCUAUUCACUUUUUUGAUUGCAAUGUCUCAAAAAGGCCACAACCAAAACCCAGCUAUUACGGAAAAAGAAUGGAGCUUGUCACAGGAGUACCAUGUUUUAGUAGCUAAUUAGUUGUGUAUCUGGUGGUUUUUUUGUUUUUUUUAUUUUUUAUUUUAAUGCUUCUUCCUAUUUAGGGCUUAAAAUAAGAUGACGUCUUGAUCUUUAAGAAGAAACAUAGCAUUCUUUUUGCAUGAAUGUAUAACUAUUGUACAAUAGUGGUAGCGAUAGGAUUCCUAAAACAAAUACUUAUCAAUCAAUCAAAGGAGCCAAAAGUCACAGCAUGCACACAGAAAUUCAAGAUCCUUUUCCAGCAGAAUAAUGCAAUAUUCUCUUAAUGUGCUCAACUUUGCUGUGAGUGUUGAAUGCACGUCCUACAAGACAGCUGUAAGGAAACAUUUGGGGUGUUUAGCUGUAGUGUUUCUGACUGUGGAAGUGUGAUUGGAGGCCAUUCUUUCUCAUUUGAUGACUAGCAAUACUCUUAAAUGGUUCUGAGGGCGAGGAAGGUUUCUUUCUUGCUGGCUCUUCUCUGGACUUUUGCAAUGUCCUUUCUUGGCCUGUUGGAUCUUCAGAAUGUUGGAUUAGCUUAAAUGUUGUGUCUGGAUGCAUCAUGAUAAAACUAGCAUUCAAAUACUAGGCAGCAAAUUGCUCAGCUCUGGGAAGGUGAUUAAUUGGCAAAAACCAAAACUGGUCAUCGGGAACAGUCAAGUGCAUCAAGCAUCUGCUUUGUGUGUUUUCUCUUGGUUUUCUGAGAACAAAUAGGAUUUCUUUAUCAGGUAUACUCGUGUAAUUGUUUUAGAAAACUUAAGUGUGUGCAGGGAGAAAUCCUGCUUCUGUUUCACAGCACUUUUUUUUUUUUUUUUUUUUUUGAGAAUUUAUUUGUAGCCUUCUCUAAAUAAGCAUAUUAUCACUCAAUUUAUCUGGAAGGGAAAUAUUUAAUCAGUGGUGAACAUUGUAACUUACAGGACUACUUUUGGUAUAAAAUGUAUGCUUCUUCUUAUAUGAUGUAAUUUUUAAUUAGCCAACAAAUCCUUGCCAAUGAGGGACACGUGGUAUGAUCAUCUUGAUUUGUGUGUUAUUUGUGUUCUAAAAUGUCCCCUACCUUGUCUGUUGUCAGCAGUAGUUUGGGGUUUUUUAUUCCCUAGUUACUCUUGGUUGUGUACUUGAGUUCAUUAGGCAGGUUUUUCAUAUUAUUGCAUGUACUGUAUUCUUUUUUUACUUACAAUCAGUGUUUGAAUAUAAAAAUGGGACCAGGUUUUCUAAUUUUCUAGUUAUGCUGUCUUGGUUUUGAAAGAGCUGGUCUCUAAAUCAAUCUGUAAUGUCUGCUUUUUUUUUUUUAUCUUGUUUUCAAGUUUUAAAUGAAAUCUUUCUAAGCCGAAGAUCUUCCUUCCAGUAGCAACAGUUGAUGUGUUAAGGUGAAGAAUUUAGAAGUAUGUACCUACCCUAUUCCUACAAGUCUAUUAUUCCUGGGGUUUGAGUCUUCACUAGGAACUAGUCCUAUGACUUUAGGAGAUGUUUUCAGAGUGAUUUCAUUGAAGUCUUUAUGUUGUGAAGAUAAAACUAACUUUAGGGCAACUGUUCAGGAAGUUCUCUAGCUGACAAAACAUGACCUGCAAUGUUACAGGGCCAUUUCUUUCUUACAGUUGUGCUGAGGGUUAAAUUUGUGUGUGUGUGUGUUGCUCUGUUUCAUUAUGUAAAUUGUUACCCCAUUGUACAGUAAAACUAAGUAGCUCUGUUUAUUAUGACACUAUGUGAAUGUAAUACAUGAAUGUUAGGAAGCUUAUGGAAAUCAUGUUGUCUUUGGGUAUUUUGUUAGCUUGCAAAUAUGAAAUGAGUUGAUGCUGUUACACUCAAGUUCCCAGCGAGCUGUUGGCUUCGUUUUGUUAAGCAUUGUUACUGAUGCCUUAGUUAAAACGUCAAAAAAUUGCAGAGGCAUCUAACCUCUGACCACUAGGAAGUCUACAUAGAACAAAAAUGAGAUGCAUGUAGCAGGAAGCAAUGUCAGGGGAAGCUUGCCUUGCUGUUGCAAAUGUCUUUGGCUGACUAUUAAGUUUUCUAGUGACGGUUAAUCUGGUAACUUUGAAGAGUAUUAACUAGUUAGGGACAUGCAAGAUACACAGGCAGUAUUUAAACCUGAUGAAACCAAGCAAAAAUACAGUGUGAAUCAGUGGCCUGCAAAAGCUGAACUGCGUAGAUACGAAGUGUUUGUAUUUAGGGGUAAACUUCUGAAACAGCGCAUGAGGAUUUAACAUUCAUGCCGGCUACUUAGUAGGAAAUUGACCUGUUAAAAAAUAGCCUUAGCAGUCUUUAUUGGCAUUAUCUUCAAGAUGAUGCACGUAUGUGCAAGGAGUUCCUUAUGCAUGGUUCCCAGUAUAUGUGAUGUAAACCAAACCACUAAGUUGCAUCUUGCAGAAUAUUCCUCUCUCUUCAUACACCUAUGCAUGGCUUUCCAGUGAAACUUGUGGUUACUUGUUUAAAACGUUCUAUUAUCUUCUGUUAAAUAGGCAAAAAAUUGGUGCACUAUACCUCUAGCUAUUAAAACUGCACAGUAUUUCAGCUUUACCUGUACAUGUAUACAGGUAGUCUUAUCCAGUGUUAUCAGAUUGUUUGGUGUGUUGUGUUUUUUACCAGCUAUGUAAUCAGUAAAAAAGAUUUUUUGUUGCUCUUUGGGUGUCUUCUGUGAGAGAAUCUCCCCUUCCCCUCAGUCUUUGUAAACAUGGUAAGAUAUUUCAGCAGAAAGGGAAAGAUUUUUUUUUCUUCCUUAAGACAUCAGGAAUGAAUGAAUGGUCUUAAAUUUUACAGAGUUGUAUGUUCAGUCAUGCUUAACUGAGAAAUGGAAAAUUAAUCAAUUUCAUGAAAUUAUGUAGCUGUUUAAGUGAAUGUUCCCUCAAGUGCCAUGUUAGAAAUCAGCAAUAUGCGGUACAAGAAAUUUGAAUCACAAAACGUAAGUGAUGUUAUUUUCAUAAAGAUUGAUGUAAAGAAAAAAUAAAUUGUUUACUACUAUA
Molecule: messenger RNA, 6774 nt
Organism: Harpia harpyja (harpy eagle)
Lineage: Eukaryota; Metazoa; Chordata; Aves; Accipitriformes; Accipitridae
Gene: TBC1D2B
Product: TBC1 domain family member 2B
Exons: 13
Coding region: 140-2980 (946 amino acids)
Source: RefSeq, a predicted model, not a curated record